Messenger RNA from Daktulosphaira vitifoliae (grape phylloxera), 816 nucleotides. RefSeq lists its product as uncharacterized. The record is from RefSeq and is a predicted model, not a curated record. The transcript has a single exon. Lineage: Eukaryota; Metazoa; Arthropoda; Insecta; Hemiptera; Phylloxeridae. The coding region runs from base 1 to 816 and encodes 271 amino acids.
AUGGCGCAGACAGACGAAACAAUUGCUCGAGUAGCCGUCAAGAUACCGGAUUUCAUUUCGUCAGAUCCCGAACUUUGGUUUGCUAUGGUCGAAGGAAGUUUCGCCAGCGCGGGAGUCACUGUUGACAGUACAAAAUUCGGGUAUGUAGUUGGAGCAUUACCGCCAAAAUACGCAGUGGAAGUCAAGGACAUAAUUAUGACGCCGCCCUCAGACAGUAAGUACGCCAAAAUUAAACAAGAGUUGAUAAGACGUCUUAGUGCCUCCCAAGAGGAGAAAACACGCCAACUUUUAGAACGCGUUGAGAUUGGAGACCGUAAACCAUCACAAUUUUUACGCCAUCUCCAAAGUCUGGCCGACUCUUCUGUUCCGGAAACGUUAUUGAAGACACUUUGGAUGGGCCGUUUACCGAAAAGUAUACAGGUAGCGUUGGCAAUAGUGAAAGAUAGUAAGCUUGAAGAUCUCGCUGUCCAUGCGGACAACAUCGCAGACGCAUCGGGUCCUUUACUACCACAAAUAGCAGAAAUGUCGAGAAGUGACACUUUUGAAGCCAUGUUGAAUCUUAAGAUUUCUCAACUUAGUCUAAAUAUUAAUCAGGAGAUUGCAGCGUUGAGAAGUGAAGUGGCUGCGUUAAAUACUCGCCCCUCGCGUACUCCGGACUCAAGACCAAAUACUUACCGUCCAAGGUCACGAUCUCGAAGCCGCACUCAUCAUGGCGCAGACGGAAUAUGCUGGUAUCAUUGGCGUUAUGGAUCCCAAUCGAAAAAAUGCAAGGAACCUUGUAACUAUAAAUCGGGAAACGGGACGGGUCAUCACUGA